Messenger RNA from Neolamprologus brichardi, 3149 nucleotides. It is a transcript of the gene vps37a, whose product is annotated as VPS37A subunit of ESCRT-I. Lineage: Eukaryota; Metazoa; Chordata; Actinopteri; Cichliformes; Cichlidae. Gene Ontology annotation, biological process: ubiquitin-dependent protein catabolic process via the multivesicular body sorting pathway; protein targeting to membrane; protein targeting to vacuole. Gene Ontology annotation, cellular component: ESCRT I complex. The record is from RefSeq and is a predicted model, not a curated record.
UUAAAUCUCAUAUAGUUUAUUAUAAGGUCCAAUCCAAAAAAAAUAUGUUAUUCUUAUAUUUUAUUGUGAAAAAAAGGUUGAAAACAGGAAGUUGCGCUCUACGUAGGCGUUUGCGUGACGUAACACGUAAAUAAGUUGAUCAAGCUGUUAUUAGCUAGGUUGUUUUCUUCCUUUAGCCUUAAUCUCUCGCAUGAUAUUAAUGACUGGGUGACAUUUACACACAGCUCUUGGGAGAUAAACCGGAACUGACACUUUAACCAACAAAUGAGGAUAUGCCAUCCGACUUUGUAACAUAUACAGAAAGUACACCUUGUGAGGACGAGAAACCGAGAGUCAAACAGCUAACAGCGGUCAGCGCCGCAAAUCUCCACACCGUGUAUCGCUCAUGCUGACUUUCUCUUCCAUUUCUUCUUCGUUUUUAGUCGGCCUUUAGAUUCGCCAAGUCCGGUCAGUGGUUUCUCCAGAAGAGAAUGAACUGGUUUUUCCCAACCUCCAAAGGCUCUGGAUCUCUCCCUCCUCUGAACAGCUUACAGCAACAGAGACAGCGGCAGAUCGAGUCCCUAAAAGCUGCCCACCCGAGCCUUGCAGAAAUCCAGAAGGAUGUGGAAUACAGAAUACCAUUCACAGUCAACAAUUCAACCAUUAGUGUUAACAUUUUGCUGCCUCCUCAGUUCCCCCAGGAGAAACCAGUGGUUAGUGUCUUUCCCCCUGUUGGUCAUCAUUUAGUGGACAGCAAUAAUGGCACUAUGAUCAAGAGCCCCCUCAUCACUAAUUUUGGGAUGCACUCAGACCUGGGAAAGGUCAUCCAAAGUCUGCUUGACGAGUUCUGGAAAAGUCCUCCCGCCUUGAUGUCUAGCGGUCCUUCUGGCUUUCCUUAUAUGUACAAAUCAUCAGGUAUAGCACCUUACCCCAAUCCGGCUUUUCACUUUGGUUCUCGCCACAUGGGACCCAGUCAGACACCACCUUCUGGUCCAGCCCCUGCGCCAAUGCCUCACCCAGGGGUCGAUAGUGCCCUUGGGCCCCCUCGAGCUCCAGCGCCAUAUGGAAUAAUUUCUGACCUGCCACUGCCUGUACCUAUUGGAGAUUCAGAGACUAGACUAAAUGGACACGUGUACAAGAUGCCUGAGAUUCCUGAGUCUUUUCCUGAACUCUGUGACAUGAACCUGACACAGUUGUCAGAUAUGUCUGAAAACGAAGAUGUGUUGCUCAAGUUUUUUGUGAGUUUGCCACAACUGAAACAGGUCACAUCUGAUAAAGAAGAUUUGGUCAACAGUAUACUGGACAUGGCCAAGAAAAAUCUUCAAAUGGAGCCACAUCUGGAAGGAAAAAGACAAGAGAUGCUCUACAAGUAUGAACAGCUGACUCAGAUGAAGUCAGCUUUUGAAACAAAGAUGCAGAGACAGCACGAACUCAGUGAGAGUUGCAGUCUAAGCACUUUACAAGCUCGGUUAAAAGUCGCAGCUCACCAGGCAGAGGAGGAGUCUGAGGAGACGGCUGAAAACUUCCUGGAAGGACGUAUUGACAUUGACGAAUUCCUGAACAGCUUCAUGGAAAAAAGAACACUUUGCCACAGCAGAAGAGCCAAAGAAGAGAAGCUGCAACAGUCCAUCAACACACAUGGCCCGUUUCCUACCAGUCACUAGAUCACAAGAUUCAGUGUUUCUCAGCCAACUGCUGCCAAGUAAAAGGAAAAAGUUAUUACAGGGGCCGAAAAGCACACUGGGCACUCAUCAGUUUGGAGAAACAUGAAGAUUUUGAUUGCAAUGCUGGGCUAAAAGAAGAAGCCUAUGGUGUCCAGAUCCAAGCUUAAAAAACAACAAACAACACAACAAAACAAAGCAAAACAGAAAAAAGCAGUUAAAGUUGGAUCUUGUGAGAGUAACGUUGAGUCACCACAGGAGGCCAAACCUUGGAGGAUGAGUGGCACAUGCCUAGAUGCUCCAGACACAUUACUAUGGAUUCAUCACAUUGUGGAUACUUUUAUUGCACUUUUUUUUCCAGUUUUGACAUGGCAGUGAUUACAACAAGCUUUGUUUUCUCUUUAGAUUUAUGUCACGUUGCUCAUAAAAUCUUGCCUGUUCUUAAUCAGGAAGGUUGGAGAUGUGAAGAAAUUUGGAAGAAAGUACAAGUUGUGUAGUACAGUGCCCCUAAUCUUCCAUUUUCUUUGCUGUGGGCUAGUUAGUAUCACUUAAAAAGUUAUUCUGAAAUAUUGGUGUCUGUACCAUACAUCUCUGAGAUCAGUCCUUGCUUAAUCAUCCCAUUACACUUUACGGAGAUGUUGUGCAGCCAAUGCACUUUCAGCGAUAAUUUGUCCAAGACAGCCAUGACUGUCAGUGAGUUAAACAAAGAAAAGAAGCAAGGACUCAACAGUUCGGUCAGGAGACAUUUAAUUGGGCUGUUAAAAUUUAAACUAUGUGUUUUCAAAGUGGAAAGUGGUUGAUUGUUAAUCAAGCUGUCAGUUUGAGGAAAUCCUAAACACAGCCGGAAUAUCAUUACAUAAACAUUCAUAGUUAAGGUUUCAGAUUUUCUAUCAGUACUCUGAUAAUCCCUCAAUUCAUGUACUGUAAGUUGUAAUACAUUUGUUUCCAAUUCAAAGUUAACGUGAACCAAGCAGACCACAUAACAUACUGUAAGAGCUGUUUCAGUUGUUAGUUCCUGUAUUGUAAUUCUGCUUAUUGAGGGUCACGUGUUUAAAACCAAUGCUAACACGAUUAGCAUUUGUGGUUCUUGUUUUUAGCACUGAAAGCAAAUAUUUUUCCGCUCAGAGGGCGGGUUAAACUACAUUAACUCAAAUCUGACUUCUUCAGUCCCUCUUUUGCUUUUUACAUUGAUUGAUUUAAAAAAAAAAAAAACAUUCUCGAUGUAAACAUGCUGACCACCACUUUUCCCUUAUAUGCACAGUUAUGAUCGCCUGAGAAACUGUUUUCUGACACCUGAAACCUCAAACUUGAAAUUUCUGCUGAAAAGCCUCAGAAGAUGUGGGAUAAUGUUGAGGAAUAUUAGUUUAAAUGCUGCAGUAAAACUCAAUGACAUUGGAUACUGUAUUUAAAUAAUGUUAAUAAUAGGCUAUAUUGUAAUCAAAGACUCGAGACACCUUGUAUUAUAUGUUCUUAUUUAAUUUGUUAGAGUAAUAAAGCAUUUAGAAUAAA